Physcomitrium patens is the source of this 1821-nucleotide messenger RNA. RefSeq names its product RNA pseudouridine synthase 1. Gene Ontology annotation, biological process: enzyme-directed rRNA pseudouridine synthesis. Gene Ontology annotation, molecular function: RNA binding; pseudouridine synthase activity. NCBI's taxonomy places the organism in Eukaryota, Viridiplantae, Streptophyta, Bryopsida, Funariales, Funariaceae. The record is from RefSeq and is a predicted model, not a curated record.
AACACGAGGAGACGAGGCUUUUGUUUCUCCGACAGCUCUUCAGUGUAGUUUGGUGCAUCAGAGAUUGUCGAUGCGGUCUCCAACGCCCUCACUUGGAUUCCUACGAUUUCUCUGCUAUUUACGCCUCUCUGCGCUUAUCCGACUAGCUGCAGAAUUUUUAAUCGCUUUUAAACCACUAUUUUCUAGCUCUGCCAGCCCUUCGGGACUUUCUUAGCAUUACACGAAUCAUUCAACAAGCUUCAGAACGAAGAGGCAGACGAGGGUGGUGACGAGCAACCACCACAUGAAUGUGUGACUUUAUUCCUGCCUGAGAUGUUUAUCAUCUCAACUAUGAGUGAAAUACUAGUUUCACGUAUGGUACAGAAAUCGGUGAUUAGUCACUCAUGUUUUAUGCGUCAUGUUUGCCAAGAACUUGCACAUUCUUAUCAUUACGUUUGAAGCUCCAAUCUCAAAUUGGGAAUGGACCUUUGGAAUCUAUAUUUUCACCAUUAUCCACAAGGAUGACUUCACGUGUAACUGCUCAAGCGAUGGUCGAAAGAGAUUGCGAUGAAGAGCUCGAGAAAGAGCAGGAGAUGGAUUAUCCGAUUCCCCUCUCACCAUUUGCAGGGGAGCUCUCGAAGGAAGUAGAGCUUCAAAGAGCUUUAGUUGCAGAGGCCGCAAUGAAAGCUGGGCCGGCAAUUGGGCAAGAAAGUGUGUUGUUUGAGGAUGAUUGGCUGAUGAUUGUGAACAAGCCCCGGGGAUUAUACUGCGAGCAUGUGCUUGCAACUAUUCCAUCCCUGUGUCGCUCAAGUGGAGAAACCCAAUUACAUCUACAUAUGGCGAAUCGACUAGAUCGGGAUACAAGUGGAAUCAUGGUCAUCACUAAAUGCAAGGAAGCGGCUGCAAAGCUCACCCGUGCUUUCACCAAUCGCGAGGUUCAGAAGACAUAUCUGGCUCAGUGUGCCCGGGCAAAGCCCACGUGGAGAAAGACAAGGAUCGAAUCUGGACACGGCAGAUCCAGAUAUGGCGCAUGGCGUGUCUAUGCCAAACACGAUAUUGGCAGGCGUCUUCCAGGAGGAUCUACGGUUAGAGACAUGGUCACUAGAGUAGAAAUUAUUGCAGGUACUAAUUCGUUAAAACAAGAUCCGCAACCUUCACCCGAACAUGACUUUGUAGAGGUUGUGGUUGGAAGAGAAGAUGAGGUAAGGCUUGGCAAGGAUGAGGUUGAAGAUGGGAGUUUAAGAGAGACACAGGAGCUGACUGUGGUCCGUGCAUUUCCGGAAACUGGAAGAACUCAUCAGAUUCGGUUACACUGCCAAUAUUUAGGCCUGUCUUUGUGCGGGGAUGUCAAGUAUGGGGGCCCUCUUGUCUGGCAGGGUUUAAGUUAUGAUUCACAUGCCUUGCACGCUGAGAGUCUAGCAUUUAGACAUCCUAUUACCAAAGAGCCAAUUUCAGUAGUCACUCCAUGUCCAAGUUGGGCUGCUCAAUUGGGAGUUAAACCAUUUGAGCCUAAAACCUCGGAAUAACUUCUCACUGGCAUCAUCUCUGUGUUCUCAACCAUCAAUCUCCGCAGGUUUUAAAACGUCGUAACCUUCAGUGCAAACCUGAAUUGACCUGGAUCGGCACUUCUUCCGUUCGGAGAUCCCUGAGGAGCUUACUUCGAGAAGCACUACAGUAGUGUCUCCCUGAAUAUUUCUGAAGGUUGUAGUAGUGGUUCAGAGAAAUAGAGUGACUGGCAUCAAUCUCAUCAGUGUGAAGUUGACUACUAUUGCAGGUUGCUUGCUUACAUGAAUUGAGCAUUACUGAAGCCAUUGAAUGGUACUUUUUGAAGCUGCUUCCAAA